Messenger RNA from Nylanderia fulva, 3101 nucleotides. RefSeq lists its product as uncharacterized. The record is from RefSeq and is a predicted model, not a curated record. NCBI's taxonomy places the organism in Eukaryota, Metazoa, Arthropoda, Insecta, Hymenoptera, Formicidae.
GCUCAUUCUGCAGCGAACUGCCGCACCGAGCAGACGUGAGUUCUGAGAUAUUUGUCGGAAAAAAAAAUCAGACGACAAGCCGCAAAAUCAAAGAAAAAUACAUAUCGAGCAGAUAUAUAUAUAUAACAAGGCGGGCGCAUCGCAGGAAACGCACUUGUGAAAGCGCAAGACGUGUAUGCAGUUUUCCAGCCAGCUUGUCAUCCGGACCUGUCAUCGGGGAUCGUCGUAGCGGAUUUUGCGAAAAGUCGAGCGAUACGAUUGUCGACGUUCAAUAAAAGGCGCGAAAUCGAUUUUUCUCGGCGGAUCGAUACGUGAUUGCGAUUGAAAAAAAAUUUGCGAGAUUUAUAUACGAGUUAGAGAUCUCGUCGCGGGAAAAAAACGUCAUCGUCAGGAGGAACAGUAUCGACGGACGCAUCGAGAUAGUGUGGAUUAUCUCUCUUUUGUAAAAUCGCGGCGAGGUGUCCCGUGCGUGCUGAACUUUCUAGAACCGUUGCGAGAGGGAGAACGAACGGAGGAGAGAGACAAAAGGCCGACAACGAUAUAGAGACGGGAUAGUGAGUGCGAGGAGCCGACGAGAGAGAGAGGAGGGACAGAGUAAGAGAGUGUACGUGCACCCGGCGGACGAGAUGGCGUUUAUGAUGCCCGUGGUGAAAAACGAAUGGGACAUUUACAAGACUAAUCGCAGCCGGCGCUCGUCCGAGUGCUCGAAUCCGCAGGCCUGUCGUAGCAGAAAGGUCUGGCGAACUAGCAGGCACAACCGUCUUGCAAAAUGCGGCACACCUAAUAGUGAUCACCCUUCUGUCUCGAUUUUUAUGGUGUCCGAAUGUUCCAAGUCGGAGGGUCCGUCGUUGUCGACCUCCCCGGGUUCCGACUUCCUGACCUCGCCGGCGCAUCGAUCCGUGCCGUUGACCUCCCGGCAUUUUUCAAGGACAUCCUCGAGGGCGUCUCAGAGCUCUCUGCAGAGUCCAAGCAAAAGCACGAGUACGUCGCCACCGAAGACCGGCAGCUCGAGUUCCCUAAACAAGUUCCACAACCGACUGGUCGACAAGCUGAAGCGCUCAUUGAAGAAAGCGGAGGACUGCGCAGAGGACCAGCGAAAUUUAUCGUGAAACAGUCAAGGGGUUUUGGGCCGGCCGCCCGUAUCCGGCUCGAAACCAAUCGAGAUCCGACGCACUUCGGCACCCGCUACUACAUCCGAGUCGAGUAGCAACGUGGCAGCACGCUCGUGUCCGGAUCCGUCUUCAGCUUGGUAGAGAGAAAAGAACACGAGAGAGAGAGAGAAAGAGAGGAAAGAGAUCGAAAUGAAGGAAGGAAGAGCGAGGAGAUCAACUUUCGCCUGUCGUACGAAAGCGACCGCGAAACGAGUUUAUCAGCCCAACACGAGCAAGAAGAGGCGCAGCACGAUCCUCAAGUCGUUAUUUUCGACAGUCGAUCGUGUGAAGGAUCCUCACGGGUCAAGAGAUACCUCGGAUGAUGGGAAGAGCGAGCCUCGGUAUAUGAACGCUCGAGAGGAUGAAGAGGGAUGUUGAUUGCGACGCUUUUAAAACAACUUUGAUACGCAAGAAGGGAAGAGUAUCGAAGAACGAGAGGAUCAGAUUGAUCCUUUAAUACUCCUGGAUAAAUCGGGAAAUUUUUAUCGAAAGAGCCGAAAGAGAGGGGAGAUAAAGGAUGAAGAAGAAAGGGAUGAAUGUGGAGCAUUCGAUCGAAUCUCUCUCGCAGUAGAGAUUUCGCAAGUGAACCGAAGAUCAGCGUUUGAAGGAUAAUCGUUGGAGCAGCGGCAGCGCUAACGAAGUAAGGUAUACAACAAACAUGUCUAUGUAUCGAGAUAUUGCGCGUCGCGGAAUAUUUCAUAUCGAACGUUGCAAGCUCGUGAUCGGUUGAUUAAAAAAAAGUCAUAGUCACUUGUGUUGUCAGACCUAAAAGCUAAGUUCCUUCUUCGCGCACGAUUUCGUGCGCAUAGCGUUCUAUAUACAUAUAUGUUGUUCUCUUCCUAAACGUAAAACACAAUUAAAGCGAAAUCGAAGAAAGAAAGAAAGACAUUCAGCGGGCGUGAAGGAGUUUCCGGUUUGAUCGGUCGACCGCACAUAUAAUAUAUAUCUGUGCAGAUAAUAUCUAAGAGAUAUAAGCAAAGAUAUCGAAAAGAGAUGCUUCGAUCUUUUAAACAAAUGUUUGUGAGAACACCGUUUCUUGUAAAACAAUAUUCUUCUAAAUGUUCUUAUCUUGCAGACGUCUUUCAAGUAUCUUUUAGAUAUCUGUUAAGGACCGAUGUGCGCUUUUGAUUUCUUCGACAAAUUUAUUACUUCGUGUUAAUUAAUAUAAUGGAAGCAGAACAUAAAAAUCUCCAUUUUAAAUAUAUCCAGUUAACUUUCUCGCAACCUAGACUGAAGAAACGUCCUCUAAUCAGUACGUCAUGCAAAAACCGUUUUAAGAAUAGAAGCUCGUAUUCUCAGUGCGCCAAAAAUAUGGAGCUCUGUCCAAUUGUGAGUACGUAAUUUAUUUGCUUAAUACGACGAGGAAUAUUUUUUUUCACGAUGUAUAAUGGGGACAGAGUUGAACGCGCGAUGAGAAUAGGGGUCAAAAAAUAUAAAGGGAGAAAGAGUAGUAGCGUGAAAAGAAUCGUGAAUAUUCUUGUUUUUAUCGUGAUAUCCAGCUGAGAACAAUAGUGAGGCUCGCCUGUUGUUCGAAUUCAGAAUCGAGUUUACGUGCCGGAAGUAGCAGUUUCUCGCCUUUACGAGAUAUCAGGGUCGUGCAGGAAAAAAAGAGUCAUGCAUAUAUGUGUGUAAGGUAGUUCAAAGACACGAAAUUAAACUUGCAAACACACGCGUUAUACCUUUCGAAUUAAAUCACGAACGAACGGAGCCUAAAAAAAGCGCUUAUUUUCACGUAUAUGUAACAUCCCGCUAUUCGACGUCACGCAAAAUUAGUUAUUAGUAUACUUAGUAUUUGCAUAAGCAUAUUCGUCCUUUAGGGAUUAGUUUCUCUCGUGCUCCCCUCUUUAUAUCAGAAAAUCUCCGCCGAAAAUCGCGCCGAAAUAUCGCGAAUUGCAAAGUGUUUUUAUGCCAAGAAUGGCUAAUGCAUCAAUAUACGAAAAAAAAAAAAAA